UUUGGUCAUGGUAAAAGCGAAAAGUUACACAAGCGAACCACCCAGGAUUUUGUAACAUAAGCAUUUGAGAUUGACUCUGAAUUACCAAAGGCGUCAGAUCUUCUGAGUUGCACACCAGCUUUUCAGACAUUCUGGAUAAUCCAUCGAGUCAGGCUGGACCGUUUUUGUCUUUACAUCUCAUUACGCAAAAGCAUCAAAUACGGUUACUUUUCUGAAAUAAGGAGAUUCUGUCAAAGUAUUUCACUGGAUGAAAUUAUAUCCAAAAGCUAACCAGACGGACAGAUUCAGAUUAUCUUCUCUGGCGAAACGUAUCUCAUUUUCUUUUCUGAUCUUAAGCGCGCGUCUUUUUGAAGCUCGGAUUCAGCCGCGUAUUUGGCUACAUUGACUUGGAACUAAGAAGACAUGGAGUUGACUUCGGUCAUCUUGACGACGGGUGGCUCGGCCUGCUUCUUUAAAUUAGUAAACUGUGGAAUUAGCAAACUCUCUAUGCCAGAGAGUGCAUGUAGAAACGCGUGGAAAUGGAGAAACAUCUCCACCUCUUUCUUUCACAGCCUCAUAACAGGGAUAUGGGCUGUACUUUGCUUUUACUUGCACCCGCGGAUGGCAGAAGACUUGAUUGCAACCUAUUCCGUUUUCUCCCAUGCUCUGGUAUCUGUAUCAAUUGGUUAUUUCAUCUAUGACUUCUUUGACAUGGUCCUAAACCAAAAACUCAGCCAGUCAUGGGAGCUCCUUUUCCAUCACUGUGUGGUGAUCACCUGUUUUGGGAUCUCUGUGUUCAGCUGCCGCUACGUGGGCUUUGCGGUGGUGGCCCUGCUGGUGGAGAUCAACUCUGUCUUCCUGCACCUGCGCCAGGUGCUUCGCAUGGCCAACCUGGCCAAGACCACCGCCUACCGGGUCAACAGCAUGCUCAAUCUGGCCACCUAUAUGGUCUUCCGCAUCGCCACGCUGGCGUGGAUGACCCGCUGGCUGGUGCUCAACCGCGACAACGUGCCCCUGGUCAGCUACACCGUGGGCAGCGUGGGCCUGGCAAUCAUGACCGCCAUGAACAUCGUGCUCUUCUACCGUCUCACACACAGUGACUUCCUCAAGGGCAGCCGCGAGGGAAAGAAGGAGAAGGAGACAUAGGAGGAUGUGGGUGGUGGUGGUAGUAGCAGUGGUGGUGAUAUGGCGCCAUCUAGUGGCCGUGUCUACCAGGUGCCUGCUUUUACCCAUCCAGCGCUGUACAAAUCGUCCCUCCCUCCCUCCCAGGCGUCCCCUACCUACCUCCCAUUCCAUCCCUCCAAGAACCCUCAGCAGUUACAUGACAGAUGACAAGUCAUCUAGCAGGCUUGGAGCCUCUCCCAAAUCAUGUUUGAUGCUUCUGCCUGCCCUGUCAUCUUGAAGGAAUUAAUGAACAGCUCGUUAAGGGGUCUAUACCAUGGUGUGGGAUGGACUCUAAUGAGCAUUUAAACCAUUCAUGUCUUAAAAGAAAUGAGGUAAAGUCAGCAGUAAAAAACAAGUCAAUUCUUAGUCCUGUUGCCUUGAAUACACCUGUAAUGAAUGGUUCACUGACAGCUCUUACUGAAAUUAACACUAUAUGAAAUGAAUAGAUAUUAUUUGGUUCAGUGCCUACAUAUUGCUUAUUCCCCCUGCCAUUUCCCUUCACUGAAAACUUUACAUGAAUUAUACUCAAAUACACAUUAUUUUACUUUAAUGAUUCAAUUCAAUUUAAAUUUAAAUACUACCAAUCCCCUUAAGUACUUACAUCUGCUACCUCAAACACAUGUAGCAACUGCUUUUCCAUUUUCCCACACUUUCCUUUUUGUGUAAAAUUCUUUCUUUCUUUCUGAAGACUGUAACCUGUGAGAAUUUCUACAAAAGUAUCUCUCUUUUGGUUUGGCAAUUUGACACAGCCAAUUUUGAAGUGACCACUGGAAACUAGCUGCCUGAUUAUUGAAGUGAUUUGUCUUUGUGCGCUUCCCUGUCUUUGGUCACGCUUGCUCGUCCGUGUGAGAACGGACAACAAUCUGACCAUUGAACCGACAGGCAGAGAAACGGAGAAAUGCCUCCUGUUUCAGAGGUCCUAUUGUGUCGGAAGUUUUUCAAAUCUAAAUGCUGGAGCUGUACUGGUUACCCUAACUAUAGUGGCUAUUAUGGCUACCACUGGAAACUGGAGGAGGUUGUGAUUCUCCCUGCGAUAAUGACCACAAGCGAUGCCAGGUCGUAAAGCUGGACAGCAAGCUAAGCAAAGAAAGAUGAAAGCAGACGUGAUGAUCUUCUGUUAAACAGAUACAGUCUGUAGGUGGCGCCCUCCGUACAUACUAAUACAAAGUGACCUCAUAACAGUCUCAGCCAAGAUAUCUGUGGCCAUGCAGUAGACCUAAUGCCUAAUGUGCUCUGAAAAUUUUGUAACAAUGCUUUUUUGACUUUUUUUUACAUGCGUAAUUUAUUUGAACUUGAGUGAAAGUUUGUGGUAAUAUAUUAGAUAGAAUAAAUUGACAUAAAUUGUCCUUUUAAACACCUAAAUGACAGUGAGAAAUAAUGUUAUUUCUUGUGUUGUUAAGAUGUAAAGUGUGAAGUAAAGAAGUAAAGUACACUUUGAGUGUAUGUGAAUACUUGCAUUGUGUAAUACAGCCAAAGCACUUCUGUCAAUUAAUGGGGGAAAACAGUUCUCUUUUUACAAGACCAACUGUGUCAUUUACCCUGAAGAAAUUUGCCAUUUCCCUACCACUGAGUGACUCCAACAAGCUUUUGUAAUCAAGUGAAGUAGUAGUAAUCUGUUCAAUUAAAAUAUGUCCAUUAGACAAUGAAGUGUUUAAUCUAGUGUUUGAGUCAUUUUAGGAUUUUCAUCCUCUUGAGCAAUUUAUUUGGCAGCUUUAUUUCAAAGUGUUUCUUAUCCUCGUUCUAAAAUGGUAGGAUAUUGUAAUUUCCUUUAUCACAUUGAUCUCUACCUUGCUGUACAUCACAGCUAAAUUGAUAGUUUCAUAUCGUGGAACCAUAGUGAAACAUAGCUAAUACAGACAAUAUUGGUGUACUUGAAUGCUUUGUUUACUUUGAGGAGUUUGACUCGUUCUUUACAGCCAAAGUCGCUCACUAGGGGCAGUCGGCCCACAUUCAGUUCCUAUGGCUGAUCUCUAGUGAUGUCCUGUCGCUUGUGGUUUAUUGUGUUUGUUGUUUUGCUUUGUUUUGUUUUCUUUGCGGGUGACUGUGUGAAACAAAUGCACAAAACAAAAGGUGAAGGCAUUCUGAAUGCGCAAAAGGUUUAGGUCUACAAAGCCAUGAGAGUUAGAACACACUUAUGCUGGUGCUGUUCACUUCCUGGACAGCAACCAGAUAUCAACUGUUAUUUUCAUAGUGGUGUGUGUGUAAAAUGUAAAUAGCAUAAUAAUGUUAUUUUCUUGAUUUGAAUUGUGGUUUUGUAAUUAAUGAAAUCCUGGUUUAAAUUACAUUUUAUGUUAAAUGUAAAAAUAAAAUGUUAUUAACACUG
Alosa alosa (allis shad) is the source of this 3466-nucleotide messenger RNA. It is a transcript of the gene tlcd2, whose product is annotated as TLC domain containing 2. Gene Ontology annotation, cellular component: plasma membrane. The transcript is spliced from 4 exons. The coding region runs from base 403 to 1125 and encodes 240 amino acids. NCBI's taxonomy places the organism in Eukaryota, Metazoa, Chordata, Actinopteri, Clupeiformes, Clupeidae. Gene Ontology annotation, biological process: phospholipid homeostasis; regulation of membrane lipid distribution; membrane assembly. The record is from RefSeq and is a predicted model, not a curated record.